Molecule: messenger RNA, 1086 nt
Organism: Phytophthora infestans T30-4
Lineage: Eukaryota; Oomycota; Peronosporomycetes; Peronosporales; Peronosporaceae
Product: inositol polyphosphate 5-phosphatase, putative
Exons: 1
Coding region: 1-1086 (361 amino acids)
Biological process (GO): phosphatidylinositol dephosphorylation
Molecular function (GO): phosphatase activity
Source: RefSeq, a predicted model, not a curated record
AUGCAUGCGAAGAAACCUACUGACGACUUGCGUCUCUGGAUUCGCCUGAACAGAUACCACAUUGUGGCAGUCGGAAGCGAAGAGUGUGUAAACUCGAUCGCAAAGAGUGUCGUGUUCACGUCCAAGAAAUCAUGGGAAGAUCAGCUGAGAAACACACUGGGAGUCGACUACAUUCUCGUGGCGUCUCAUGCUCUCACCGCCAUUCACAACGUCGUCUUUGCUCACACGAGCAUCUUGCCGCUACUGGGGAGUAUCCACUCAGAUGCUGUCGCGACGGGACUUGGUAACCAGCUUGGCAAUAAAGGUGGAGUCGGAAUUGCCUUCACCGUUGGGUAUACGAGCUUCGCCUUCGUCAAUUGCCACUUCGACGCACACCAACGCAAUGUUUCCAAGCGCAAUGGCAACUUUUAUCGGAUUAACCACGAACUGAAACUUUCUUCCUCUCCAUCUGCUUCAUUAUCGCCCCCAAACGAAGUUUCUGUGGCUCCACUAACCUCUGGCAGUCCCAGUAGAGAUGGCCUACAAGGACUCGGUCGAACGUCCGUGAAUCGAUUCUCCAUGCCUUCCGUCGUCAACGGAGUCUCAGCAGGUUCAAAACGUACCGUGAGCGACCUUUUUGAUCGUGUCUUCUGGUACGGCGACCUCAAUUAUCGCAUUAACGGAACGAGACGCAUGGUGGACACUUUGCUGCUUCGGAAUCAAUACGAGGUGCUGCAUGCGAACGACCAACUUCAACGAGAAAUGAAAGCUGGAAAUGUGUUUCCUCACUUUCGAGAAGGUCAACUGAACUUCCGACCCACGUACAAAUUCGAUAAACGCAGUGACGUAUAUGACUCGUCCUCGAAGCAGCGUAUUCCUUCCUGGACAGAUCGGGUGCUGUACCUAUCGAAUGAUAAAUUGCAUGACAUUGAGCUACUCAGCUAUCGCAGUCAAACGAACUUUCGCACGUCAGAUCAUCGCCCCGUAUGCGCCACGUUUCAAGUCAAGUUUAGUGCAACAGGAGUCGCAGAAUCAUUGCAAUCACCUCGUCAGAGUGGCAAGCCUGACGACAACCUCGUGGCUAGUCAGGCAUGCUCCAUACAGUAA